This is a messenger RNA of Nicrophorus vespilloides, 2470 nucleotides long. RefSeq names its product annulin-like. The record is from RefSeq and is a predicted model, not a curated record. NCBI's taxonomy places the organism in Eukaryota, Metazoa, Arthropoda, Insecta, Coleoptera, Silphidae. Gene Ontology annotation, biological process: peptide cross-linking. Gene Ontology annotation, molecular function: protein-glutamine gamma-glutamyltransferase activity. The transcript is spliced from 5 exons. Bases 122 to 2377 code for a protein of 751 amino acids.
CGCACAUGGGCGCACAUUCAAAACACUUCAACUCAGAAGCAGUUUCGCUCAGUGCUCCGUUGCAAUCAGCCAUAAGAGUUUAACAUUGUUCAGACAAAAAAAGACUUAGAAUAUACAGAUUAUGGGAAGAAGAAGGUGGUAUCAUUGCGGUGGUUGGUUUCCCUGCUAUCCCUUUCGACGAAGACACGCAGCGUUGAGGUUUGAAAAUUUGCCGAAACCUAAGGAAGCAGAUAUCACAGAUGGCGUACCUUAUAUAGACUCAGAGAAAGAAAGCGACAUUCUAAUUGUGAGGAAAAUCGAUCCGUGUAUCGCGAUAAAUGGCGCCUUGCACCAUACAUCCAAAUACGAACUGAUGAGCAGGGAAUUUGAACCUAGCUUAGUCGUCAGGCGAGGACAAUCAUUUAAACUAGACAUUGAUCUUAGUAGACCUUACAAUGAAGACACGGACGGCAUUUCCUUUAUAUUCACAGUUCAAGAUGAAGAUAAACCUUCACACGGACAAGGAACUUUAAUUGCUCUACCACUUAUGAAAUUUCCGGAUAAAUCUCUAUCCUGGAGCGUCGUUUUAGAAAACUCUUUUCAAAAUAGCAUUACAGUUCUUGUAACUCCAUCACCAAAAUGUAUAGUCGCUAAAUGGAAGUUAGAUAUAGACACAAAGAUUAUUAAUGAUGGGUCAUACAGUUAUUCGUGGUCAUUACCGAUCUACAUCAUUUGUAAUCCAUGGUUGUCAGAGGAUCAAGUUUAUAUGAGCUCUGAGGAGUGGAGAACUGAGACUGUGCUUGAAAACGUCGGAUUAAUUUGGAGGGGUACCUCGAAUAGACUUAGACCCUGCAUAUGGAAUUACGGACAAUUUGAGAAAGACAUUUUAGAUUGUUCCUUAUAUUUAGUAAAGUAUAUAGGUAAACUCAGCGCCAUGUCCAGAUCCGACCCAGUCAGCAUGGUUAGAGCUUUAUCCGCAGCAGUAAACUCGGUGGAUGAUGACGGAGCAAUUGAAGGAAAUUGGUCCAACGAUUACGAAGGAGGAACUGCACCAACGAAAUGGGUUGGAAGCAUGGAAAUCCUGCAGAAAUUUUACAAGAAAAAGAAGCCUGUAAAAUACGGCCAAUGCUGGGUUUUCUCAGGAGUUCUUACUACAAUUUGUAGAUCUCUCGGAAUACCAGCCAGAACCGUUACGAAUUACUCGUCCGCACAUGACACACAAAGCUCUCUAACCGUAGAUUAUUUCAUGAAUGAGAAAGGCGAAGUCAUGGAAGAACUCAAUUCCGAUUCCAUAUGGAAUUUCCACGUAUGGAACGAAGUUUGGAUGGAUAGGCCUGACUUGGGCGAAGACUACGGUGGUUGGCAAGCUAUAGACGCAACUCCACAAGAAAUGAGUGAUGAUAUGUACAAAUGCGGUCCAUCGUCAGUGAACGCCGUUAAACGAGGAGAAAUAUUGCGCCCAUACGAUGCCAGUUUCUUAUUUGCAGAAGUCAAUGCCGAUAAAGUUUAUUGGCGAUACGAAGGGCCGAAUCAGCCGUUAAAACUUCUCCGAAAAGAUCCUCAUUCAAUUGGCAAAUUGAUAAGCACCAAAGCACCAGGAAAGUUUGAAAGAGAAGAUAUCACUCACACUUACAAAUAUGAGGAAACUACCGAAGAAGAACGUGCGAUUAUGUUGAAAGCUUUGAAGCAAUCCUCUAGUUCUUUCUCUCGGUAUUACUUAAACGAGGAAUUCAACGAUAUUUACUUCCAAUUCCACAUGAAAGAUGAUAUUAAAAUCGGAGAACCAUUUGAUGUCUCGCUAUUCGCGAAGAACAAAAGUUCUGUAAACGACUACAAUAUCAAUGUUCUAUUGCGAGUAGAAGUUGUGACAUAUAGAGGCAAAAUUGGUGAUGCCGUCAAGACGGAACAUUUCAAUGUUUCCUUAAAGAAAAAUUCUAGUCAAGAGAUGAAACUUCAAGUGACGUACGAAGAAUAUUUCAAGAGAUUGUUGGAUCAAGCCGCAUUCAAUAUUUCGUGUUUGGCUAGGGUCGAUGGAACCGAAUACGAGUAUUACGCGCAGGAUGAUUUUCGCGUGAGAAAACCUGACGUGAAAAUCCAAUUAAAGGACGAUCCAGUGGAAGAUACACCGUGCAAAGCAUCUGCAUACUUGGUAAAUCCAUUACCCAUACCAUUGAGGAAAGGUGAAUUUAAAAUCGAAGGACCUGGUAUCGACGAAGUAUUCAAAGUAAAAGACAACGUGAGAAGCAAUGAAAAAGUUCUAGUCGAUUUCACAUUUACGCCAAGAAAACAUGGAAAGCAUACAAUUGCAGCCAAAUUCACAUCGAAAGAAUUAGAUGACUGUGAUGGUUAUCUAAAUUUCUGGGUUAAUUUCAAAAAGGAAUUAGAAAAUGAAGUUUAAAAUGUUUUGGUUUUAGAGUGAAAAUGUUUAUAAAUCAAUUAUGGAAUAUCAUUUAAACAUGAUUAACACCAAAUGUAUUCAUUACAAGAUAAG